This is a messenger RNA of Rhododendron vialii, 10952 nucleotides long. RefSeq lists its product as uncharacterized. Gene Ontology annotation, cellular component: nucleolus. The record is from RefSeq and is a predicted model, not a curated record. Gene Ontology annotation, biological process: maturation of 5.8S rRNA from tricistronic rRNA transcript (SSU-rRNA, 5.8S rRNA, LSU-rRNA); maturation of LSU-rRNA from tricistronic rRNA transcript (SSU-rRNA, 5.8S rRNA, LSU-rRNA). The transcript has 13 exons. Bases 383 to 8074 code for a protein of 2563 amino acids. Lineage: Eukaryota; Viridiplantae; Streptophyta; Magnoliopsida; Ericales; Ericaceae.
GCGGGUCACUGAAAUAGGCCCUUCGAAACUUUAUUCGCUUCCCCUACAUUCGUCGCUAGGGUUUAGGGUUUUACGUUCUCUAUAUUGACCUUACAGUUGGUAUCAGACCAGCUCUCUCUCUCUCUCUCUCUCUCUCUCUCUCCUCUUUGAGUAAGUGCCCCAUCUCCCACACACACGAAUCGCACACACGUUGAUUGCACGGUUUGUAUUCAACGGAGCCCUUUGCAUUUUUUCCCUGAAGAUUUUCCAUACAGUGUUUUUUCUGUCUUGAUCUUUGGUGAUUCGAACUUGUAUUCCUAUCGUCAAUUCAGAUUACGCACCUAUUAUAGUUUUGCAACUACUUUAAUUUCAGUGACUGAUGCACUCUAUAGGUAUUUAACUAAUGCCAGCCAUGGGGUACGGGGAUGAUAGUGAAGUUGUGGGGGAAGAACUUUCAAAACUGUCUCAUGAAGUUAAACUAAAAGAACUAUUGCGUAAUUUGAAUUCGGCUGAAAUUAAGCUGUGUUCGAAUGCGUCAAAGGAUUUCGUCAAGUUACUUAGGGGCCGUGCUGGGGGUGAAUUGUUGCGUUUGUAUGUCCAGAAUUCGUCUAAGUUAACAGAGCUUGAUCAAGCUUGGAAUCUUCAACUGGGGAAACCAGGCUUGUCAUAUGUAUUGAAGGUAAUUUCUGCAAUUUUGUGUCAUCCAGAUGGGGUAUAUAAUUCGAAUGAUACGGGAGGGGUUGGUAUUAGUAGGGCUCUUGACAAGUUUGCCCGUUCUAUUAUUGAAGAAAAAUUAGGAGAACUUUACAAGGAAUUGAAUAGUAAAGAGGCGAAGCGCCAAAAUGCUGCAUUGUUGCUUUUAGCUUCGGUUGUUAGACGGGGUUCAGGUUUGGCUUCUGAUGUUGCUAAGAGCUUUGAUUUCAAGCUCCCGAUAUUCCCUAAACUUGCAGAGUACAAAGUGAAAAGAAUCGGGGCAACAAGGAAGCAUUCCACGAGACAAGCAUUUGUUGGGCUUGCAAUGUCGUUUUUGGAAGUGGGGAAGCCAGGUUUGCUGAGAUGGGUCCUACAGCAGAAGGAGAUGUACUCUGGGGUACUUCGCGGGAUUGGGAGUGAUGAUGAUGAGACUGUUGUUUAUGUUCUGUCUACAUUGCGGGAUAUGAUUCUCAUUCCAGAGUCAUUGGUACCCCCUAGUCUUCGUAGCGUUUUGUUUGGAAGCGUUACUCUUGAGCAGUUAGUUAAUAUUUCUGGGAGAGAGGAUGGCGGUGUUGCUGCAGAGCUAGCACACAGGGUUCUGGUCAUUGCUUGUACAGACCCUUCUAAUGGGUUAAUGCCAGAUUUGAAUAGACAACCUAAUCCUUUAAAAGGGAAUCUAAAGCGACUAUUGGAUCUCAUGAAAAAGCUAAAAGCAACUGAGGUUGACUACCACAGGGACCUGCUCUUGGCCAUCGUUAAAGGGAGGCCAUUGUUUGGUUCAGCGUUUAUGGAUGAGUUCCCUUACAAUGUUGAAGAUCAUGCAUCACCCAACUGGUUUUUUGCUGUUUCUCUGGCAGCUAACUUGGUUUCUUCAGUGGGCAGCGGUCUAUCUUUCGAUUUCAAACCUGAGGACCCACCUUCCUUUAGCAAUCCAGAUGUGCAGAGUCUAAUAAAAUGCAUAUGUCCUCGCCCAUUCACCCGGGCUAUAGUUAACAAAGGGCUACUUCACACAAAUUCUUUGAUGAAACAUGGAAUUCUGAGGCUUGUUUUGGAGGAACUGAAGCUUUUGGACUCUCUUACUACCACUAUAGAAAGUAAUUAUUGUUCUAGCAACCAUAUGAGGAGUAAGUGGUUGUCUUUGAAGCAAGAUAUUCAGAAUGAAGUCCGGAUUUUGCUUCCGGAUACCCAGGUUCUGUUGUCUCUACUUUCUUCUCUGAGUACCCAUUCCAAGAGUCUGGAGUCAAGCCUUAAAAGAACUGGAGAUUCCGAAAUUUCACUUGAACAAGGUGUUCGUGCUUUCAAGAGAUUUAAAACUGAUAGUCAUAUGGAUGAUGUUGACAUUCUUGUAAGUGGGGUUUGCAAUCUGCCUGAAAUUACUUUGCAGAGGGACACUGGUGUGGUUCAGGGUAUGAAUGAUGUGGAUGAUGUGAACGAUGGAGAUGAUAAUGCAUUUGUUAUUGCAGAUAUCUGGGGGUUGCGCCAGUGCUCCGAAGGUGGUGUGACAGUAAAGGAUGAAGAAACACACUUUUACUCGAGGUUACUCGAUGCCUUCAAAAUUUAUCAUCGGACAAUGCCCGCAGCGCUAGAGGGAUCUUUCGAUUUCUUUCGAUUUCUCCCCAGUAACCCUUUGGCAUUACCAACCAUCCUUCAGCAAUCUCUGCUAUCGCUGCUUUUGGAACUUAUUGAAUGGUCUCCAAAGUGCAAGAUUCCUGUUAGAAUUCCACCACUUAUGUACAAACAUCUCCAACCAUUUGUUAAGUUGCUGCUUUAUUCACCGAGUAGAGACAUAAAGGAUCAAGCGCAUAUUCUGGCACAGGCUGCCAUGUUAAGUACUGGUGCCUUUGACAAAAACCUAAGGGAAAUUGGUGCAUGGUUCUUAUUUUUACCUGGCUAUAAGACAGGCAACAUUGUUGUUGGUGACCGAGGCAUUGAAGUGUUCCAGAACUUGUUUUCAGUCAUCGUUUCCUUUUUAUGUGAUGCUGUUUCCACAGUUGGAAAUAACUUGCUCAAGUACUGGGAUGUUUUAAGGCGUCACACAUGCCAUUUAAAAGGUGUUGAAGAUGUAUCUCCUGAAUUUGGCCCUCUUUUCAUUUGCAUCUUAGAGAAGUGUCUAAGAGUGGUUUCUUCUGAAUCUGGGACCUUUACCGUACCCGAGAAGUCGAUGAUAGCAUUAUAUGCCUGCAACACAAUAAAAUAUCUCUUGCAGACUCAGGGAGAAACUGGAUUGCUGUGUUCUCUGGUUGACCUCUUAUUAUCUGAAAGGGUUGAGGUUGAGGAUUGUUUCUCUUUAGACGAUGGUGAUGCUCAGGAUCUGUGCGAGUGGAGACCAUUGAAGAACUUGUUUCUCUUUUCAAGGAACAUCCAAAAUCCGCAAAAAAAAUGUAGCAUUUCUCGUGUAGAAAGAAAAGUGGUACACUCCAACAGUUCUUUCGCCGAUAUAUUAGGUGAAGUUAAAAGAGUUUUGAGGAGUGGUAGUGACAUUGAAUUGAUCUGUAUUAGUAAAGCAUUCGUGCUUUCAAUCUUGUCAACACCACCAGCUGUGAUUUUACAACAUUUCCCGUCAGUUAUAUCUGCUUCGAAGAAUCUGUCUGGAUUCCCUUUCUCAGUGUUGUUAUCUAUAUUUUUUCUCGAACCAAGUCUUCUUUUCGAAGUUUCUAAGUUAUGGCCUGAGAUGUUCUGUAAUGGUCUGGAAAGCUUCGUAGAUAUGGUUCACGGCAAAGAACCAAUAAUUGGUGACAUAGAUAUUGAUGCAAUAGAAUCAUCUUCGGCUGCAUUUUGCCUCUUUUUGAAGCAGGCGCCAUUCUAUGUGCUAUUUCCUUCCACUGUGAGAAUUGAUGGCUUAUGUUUACUGGAGGGUUCAAACUUACAAUACUUGCUUCAGGAUAAAUUCUCUGAAAUGGCCACUGAUGACUUUGUUUCCUCUGUCCUCCUUGUGCUAUUCUGGUUCCAUCAGAUACGGCUAUCGCAUGGAAUUAAACCAUUGGCUAAGUUUGAACAGAUUUCUGGAACAUGCUCAAUUCUCAUAGAGAAGAUGUUGGGAUUCCUGCAGGAUUCCCCAACAAAAUCUAUUUUUGAAUUGACUGAAGUUAUUAUUUCUCAUCCUUCAGUAAUGUUGUCAUUGCAAUACCCUUUGGGCCACAAGGAGUUUCCAGAAGGUAUCUUUGGGGAGAGUUCAGAGAAUUUUUUUGUUUUGGCCAGACAGGGUAUUCACAAAAUGGAUCAUCAUGUCUUGAAUUUGUUGGCGUCGGUUUGUAAAUGCUUAGUAACUUGUUGCAAUGGUCAGAAUUCUGUUAGUGGAGUUGACUACUUGAAGAAACGGUUCCGCAGUUCGUUUAAAGCACUGGUGAAAAAGCUAAAUCGAAUAUUCAGGGAUAGGUUUGACGAGUGCAUAAAAACUGGAGAUUUGAAGCCCCUUACUCCUACAUUAUGUGCUCUACACUCUUUGAUUCCCUUCAUAUCCCCCCUUGAGCUGCUCAAACUGGUGCUUUGGAUUUUCUCCAAGAUUGACCUAGGUGAUUCUACAUUUCGUGUAUCAUCUGACUUUUCUGCUCUGUUGGUUGGAUUAUCAAUCGCUGGUUGUGCUUUCGAUAUGCUAUCAGCAUAUUUGCAGCAGCCCAAUACGCAAGGAAUAUCAUCCAACAUUUUCUGGGAAAUGGAGGAAAAGCCCUUUGAUAUUCUUCUGUUUGAGAGUAUUUAUUUUCAACUUAUCAAAUUUGCCAUGCGUUUCGAGCUAGAUGCUGCAGAUCUAUGUUUGCUGAAAGCUGUUAAUGUCACAAACAAACGUAAAGUUAUGCACACCCAUUGGUUUCCACUUACUAUGGAUCUAUCAAGGGUGAUUCAUAACACUCCUAUAGAAGUGCUUUCUCACUUCAUUCGCAAAACUAGCAUGACUAGAGCUAAGAUGUUGUUUCUUCUUACUGAACUGAGCCCCGUUCAUCUUUCAGUCUUUGGACACUUCUUUUCAGAUGUGAUGAAUGAAUAUUUGCUUCCAAAUGACAAUGUGACUGAUGGAACGUGUAGCAAUACGUUCUCGGAUGAUAACUUUGUGAUGCUUCUACCUACUGCUUUGUCAUACUUAAUUUCAGCUUCCAUGAAAUACGGGGAGCAGUUUCACAAAUGUGUUAGAAGCAUGUCUUCAUUCUAUUCCAGAAUUCUGUUUCGCAGUUUCUCAGACUGGAAGAGCUACGUUACUAUGGACAUAUUUAAUAAAGAAUGUGUUGAGUUCUUGCCUCCAUCUAUGGAAGAACUUCUCAAUCUUCUCUCUCGCAGUCUUCUAGGAAAAUCGAUUUGCAUGCUUCGGUACUAUUUCGCCUUCAAUGGAGAUGCUGUGAAAUUGAAAAAGCGAUUGAAGUUAUUUAAUUCCAUCUGUCCAUAUUCUGGUGCAGCCAAUGAGGAUUUACUAGAUUGUGAUGUUAAAGAGAUUGAUGCUUAUUCACUUGACCAAUCUUUAAACCUUGUAAAUAGAGUUGUUGCAAAGAUAUACUUGUGUAGGAUGCUUUUACUUCCAAAGAGUAAUCAGAUUCGGUCUUCGCCAAAGGAAGAUGGGAACAACACAAAGGAGAUUUAUUCGGAAGUGGGAUCUAAUAAAGAAUACUCGUCAAGAGUCCGGUUCAUGAACAUCCUGGUGCAUACUUGGCAUAUAAUUGUCAGGAAAUUCCCUUCAAACUCUGAUGACCCUGAAAAAUUGACAGGCAAAAACUACGUGUUCAGAUUUUUGGAAGUCUUCAUCUCGAGAAAUAUUUUAGAAUUAACAAGAGAGAUACGUAAUUGUCCGUUCAUAGAACAACUGGCGAGAUUAUCUCUUUUUCAUAGGUUUGGGGACCCUUCAACGCUGAAGAUGCUCCGAGGUGUUCUUCCUUCGCUAUCUGAUGGGAACUCACACAUAUUAGUACUUCAGCUGCUGCUUGCCCACUCUCAGUUUGCACCUUCCAUCCAUUCCUGUUUCCAAUCUUCCGGGGGUUCUCAAUUUGGUAUGAUCUUUAGGCCUAUGGCUAGCAUUCUGAGGUUACUCGUUGUUCCAUCUACUGAUGAAAGUGCACUUUAUGGGGAAACUAGGCAACAAAAAACAUCAGAGAUGUACAUGAAACAGUUGGAAGUGGUGAGGUUACUUAGGGCUCUGUUUUGUAUUCAGGCUCAGCAGCGUAGUUUUGAUUUUGAAAAGGACACUAAUGCAAAUCCUAGAGAAUUGCUUUUCUUGCUUCUAUCUUCUUAUGGUGCGACACUCAGUGAAGUUGACUUGGAAAUAUACAGUCUCAUGCUUGAAAUUGAGUCUGCUAAUGUGUCAAACUCUGGAAGCAUUGCUGAAAUGGAUUACCUGUGGGGAAGUGCUGCUAUUAGAAUUAGAAAAGAACGAGAACAGGAGCAGGAUCUGUCGUCUCAUAUGAUGAAGGAUGUUGAAGCAGUAGAAGGCCGAAGAACUCGAUUCAGGGAAAACCUCCCCAUUGACCCCAAAUUGUGUGCAUAUACUGUUUUACAUUUUCCUCAUGGAAGAAAUGUUGUUGAGGUUCAACAUGGCGAUUCUGAUGAUAUGAAUGAGAUAAACUAUCCGAAUGUUGAGCAAAUACAAACAUAUGAUCCUGUUUUCAUCUUGCGCUUCUCAAUUCAUAGCCUGUUGAUGGGUUACAUUGAACCAGUGGAGUUUGCUAGUUUGGGCUUGCUUGCCAUUGCAUUUGUGAGCAUAUCUUCACCACAUGAUGAGAUGAGGAAAUUGGGGUACGAGGUUCUUGGAGGAUUCAAGAAUGCAUUAGAGAAGUGUCAGAAGAGGAAAGAUUUAAUGCGACUUCGGCUAUUGUUGACAUAUUUGCAAAAUGGUAUAGAAAAGCCAUGGCAGAGGAUUCCUUCCAUCACUGCUAAGUUUGUUGCAGAGGCUUCUGUCAUAUUAUUGGAUCCUUCACAUGAUCACUAUUCAACAAUAAGCAAGUUUUUGAUGGGCUCUGCGAGGGUUAAUAUGAAGUCUGUACCACUGUUUGCAAAUUUUCUCUGGAGCAGCUCAGUUAAUUUUCGAACAGACAGACUAUGGAUGCUUCGUCUCCUAUAUGCAGGACUUGAUUCAGAUGAUGAUGCUCAAAUAUAUAUCAGGAACAACAUCCUUGAGAUUCUACUGGGUUUCUACGCUUCUCCUUUUUCAGAUAUUGAGUCAAAAGAACUGAUUCUUCAGGUGGUAAAGAAAUCUGUUGAAGUUCGUAAAUUGGCUCGUCAUCUAGUUGAGCACUGUAGUAUUAUUUCAUGGUUAUCAUCAAUUGUUUCAGUCUUCUGUGGGAAGCAAUACCAAGCUCAGACAAAUUUACCAUUCGCUCUGUUAAACAGAGCACUGGAGGUGGUCAAUGAUGUCAUUUCUACCCAAAACGUAAUUGAGUGGUUGCAGCAGUUCGCCCUGGAGCAGCUCUCUGAACUUUCAACUCAUUUAUACAAACUCUUAGUUGGUGGCAAUCUGAUAGAAAAAGUUCAUCUUGUUACUUCAGUUCUGGAGAUACUUACGUUAACCUUGAAGAUAUCUCAAGAACGAAAAGUUUAUCAGCCACAUUUUACCCUGUCUGUUGAGGGUUUGUAUCAGAUAUACAAAGUUGUUGAUGUAUGCCGUGAUGGAAAUUAUAGUCCUUGUGCCGAAUUAGGACUGGAAGCUAUACUUAUGAGCACUCCUCCAGGGGCCAUAUUAUGCAUGGAGGGAGAUAAGCUGCUUAUGUUUGUAAGGUGGGCAACUUCAACUGCUUUACAGUCUAGCUCUGCAAAAGCGCUUCAGCCCAGAGAUGCUUAUUGCGAUUCUGCAAUUUUGUUGGAGACAGAGCAAUCUGAAGAUUCUUUAAUAUCAAAACUUCUGCGUUGGCUAACUGCAUCUGUGAUCCUUGGAAGGCUUUCUUUGAGAUCUGUUGACUUGGAGCUAAAUUUUGCUCCUGAAAAGUCAAACCUGGAAACACUGCAGUCUUUACUGAAACUCAAUAAGAAUGGAUGUGGAGAAAAUAAGUGUGGCUUUGGCUGUGAAGAGAUGCUAGCGGCUAGUAUAUUUGGCCUCCAACAGCUUCUUGGCAUGGACUGCAGAUUGCUUCCUUCAGUCGUAUCUGCACUCUCUCUGCUCCUUCGAUCUGAUCUCUUACAUUUAGCAGGGUCGGAAAUGAACGACUUACUUGGUAAUGAGAAUACUGUGGCAUCACUUUGGUUGAGAGUUCGUUGCCCCGUUGAAGCUAAUCCUUCUUGGAGAUGGUCAUUUUGCCAGCCAUGGAAGGAUCUCUCGUCCAAAUCUACUGAUUCAGAGACGAUGGAUGAACUUCAUGCUUGCCAAUCUCUUUUAGUGAUAAUUUCUAAUGUUAUUGGAAAGAAGUCGCUACAUUCUCAGUUCCUAUCACAUCAAGAUUUAGAAAACUGUGGUUUAUUCAAUUGGGAAAGAAGUAUUUUAGAAAGCCAAUGAUGCUUUUGGUGAUUCGGUUCAAUGAUAUUUGCAAUCUCUGGUAGGAUAGUUUGUAUUAUUCCUCCUACCUUUUGCGUGUGCACCAGGGUUGAUUGUUCUGUUCUUGAAUCUGAGAUCUGUUGCACAGAAGGUAAUGAAUACUGAGCGAUUUAGGUGGCACAAUUGAAAAUGGACACGGCAGACGGAUGAUCUUUAUCAAACCCGAAACUCCAACCUGAAAUGGCUUGUGCUUCGUUGCAUUGCAACCGAUGGCAAAAAGUGAUUCAAGAGAAACUGAAAUCGGGCACUUAUGUUGUACAACAUACGACUUUGUAGAGCGCUCCAAAGCUCUGCUUUCUUCGUUUGCAGAUGUUAAUGGACGAUGACAGGAUUCCUGAUCGGAAGAUGGUGCUUGGUGAUUUUUAUAACACUCUACAUGUGUGCUUCUUCCUAUAAAUUGUUCUAAAGAUCAAUUAGAAUUUGGGAUGACUCACAAUGAAAGUUUCUUUGACAUCAUCUGCAUCUGUUUCACUGCACUAACGGGCUCGUUUAGCUAAGUGGCUGUAGACUACGGUAGUAAACUUUUUUCAAUAAAUUCCGAUUUUUUUUGAGAUAUCUACGUUUCACUUUAAAAAUUAUUAGUUUUCAUAAUUGUCCUUGCAUCAUUAUUACACUUUUUUUAUGGGAUUCUUUAGAAUUUAAUAAGUUCCAAAUUUUUACUCAUUAUUUUUUCAAAAUGGACAAAAUAAAAUAGUAGACCAUAAAAGAGACUUUCAUAAAACAGAGACAGAGGGAGUAGUUAGUAGUUUUUUAUGAAUUGCUAUCAAUCUAUCAUAUGCCAGGUGUGGUUCAUUGCGAAUCUUAAAAUUUAAAACCAAUUCCCAAUUUUUAUUUGUAAUCGACAAUCGACAGUCUUUACAGGGCCACCAUAUCAAACGCCUACCAAGUCUUGGCUCGGAUGAGAACCCCAGAAACACAUUUAAGGCCCCGUUCCAUUUUUUUUUAAAUCUUAUUUAAAAAAGAAGAAGGUAAUUUCAAACUAAAAUAUAAUGAAAAUAAAAAAAUAAUUUUUUUUUAUUUUUUUCACCGUUUAAAAGAUCUCAAUGAGAUUUAUCAAAUAAGAUCCAUAUUGGUAGAAAAAUUAUUUACAUAAACACAUAAUUUUUAAGUUUGAAAUUACCUUAUUUUUUUAAAAGUUUCUUUUUUUCAAAACUGAACCGGGCCCUUACACAAAUUACACUAGUUAUUCUUAAUUCCAAUUCUAAUUCGAAUGUUAUACUGACAUGGUUCUGUUCCAGAGAGAAGUCUGGAAUCAUGGAGGAAGUCUGGAGAUGAUUCCAGACCUGUCUUUUCUGAGUUUUCACUCCUUUUUUUCCCCCCCUUAGAUGUUUGUUCAUACCAAAGAAUUCUAGAGAAAAACAAGUUUGCAGAUAUUUGAACUCCAUGUCGCUGCACUAAAAUAUACUCCUACAUUCCUCUAUAAUAAUAAUAAUAAUAAUAAUAAUAUUAAUAAUAAUAUUACGUUAAACUAAGCUAACCCUAGGGUGGAUGACCUUUAUCGGAAUCCGGGUUUUGUAGACUUUAUAUACACCGUCUAGACAAGAAGCAAACUAACCUGAUUUCUCAAAUUCAAAAUACAAAAGCAGACCAAAUCUUCCAAUCAUCAAUUAAGUAAAAACCGGAAAAUGCAUCAUCCAUUCCAUUCCAUUCCAUUCCAUGUAUCAAAAAGUAAAUUAACCUCUAUCAUCGAGUUUGUAGUUUUCACCGAAGGUAGUAGGGGUAACAACACUUCAUUAUUUUUAUCCCCCAAAAAAACAUUAACAACACUUCAUUAUUUUUAUCCCCCAAAAAAACAUUAACACCACUUCACUUCGUUAUUAAGUACUCCAUGAAAUGAAAAUGUAAGAGCAAAUGAGAAAUUAGAAUCAAAACCCAUCACACAUUCACCAAAAUCCCAACCCUAAAUCCCCACCACCACUGCUACAACCCUAAUAAAUUCUCCGUCUCCCUCCCUCAUAAACUAUAAUAAAUAAAAAAUAAAAAAAAGAAGAAGAAGAAAUAAAUCGGAAAAAAAAAAAAAAUUACUCCAGAGGCCAACACAAACAAACCCUAAUUGUUGUAAUCAGGCAUACGAGCAUAAGCCUGGAGAUUCUCACCAGUCAACCUGCAAAUCCUCCACUCUUGCAAUACCUGAGCACCCAUCUCCUCGUAAAACCGAAUCGCAUUCACAUUCCAAUCGAGUACCACCCAUUCCACCCUCCCGUACCCUAUCUUCGCCGCCAGCGCCGCCACGGCCGACAGCAGCAUCUUCCCCAACCCUCUCCUCCUGUAACACUCCCUCACGAACAAGUCCUCGAUGUAGAAACCGGGUUUCGCCAGGAAAGUCGAGUAGUUCGGGAAGAAUAGAACGAACCCGGCCACGACGGCGCCGUUGUUUUCGGCCGAUUUGAAAAGGUCUGGUUCCGGGUCGGCGAUGGGGACGUCGAAGGUGAAGGAUUUGGUGAUGGGUGUGAAGGAAGUUGAGUAGUGGGUUUGGGGGAAGGGAGUGGGGGAGGUUUCGAGGAGGAGGACGGUGAACGAGUGGAAGGGAGGAGAGGGGUUAUUAUCGAAGAGGGUGGAGGAGAGAGAGGAUUCGGUGGCGGAGAAGAGGUGGGUGAGGCGCUCGAAGACGGCCAUUUGGUGGAUGAGCUUGUGGAUGUGGGGGACGUCGGAUCUGGUGGCGAGGCGGAUUCGGGCGAAAAGCGGGUGGCCAAUUGGGUUGUUUUGUGGGGGUAGUGUGGGGGCUGGGGACGGUGGAGGCGGUGGCGCUGCGGCUGCCAUUUUUGCAGAGAGAGAGAGAGAGAGAGAGAGAGAGAGAGAGAGAGAGGAUGAGUAUGCGUUGCAGAGAGAGAGUGAGUAU